GAAGGGUCUCUUUGUUUUAGACUUCUAAUCUUGUUUCAUAUCCCAACAGGCUGUAUAACAUUUUCUCUGCAACCAAACAGGGUGUUAAGAGUUGUACGUGUGCACGAGGAGACCGCCUUUUUGGGAACGUUCCGUUUGAUUGAUUUUGCUUAAAUAUUUGGUUUGGUUGGGCUGACGAUGAGGGAGUUUUUUAUACGGCACAAAUCGAAAGAGAAUCGGAAGGGCUGAGGUGGGAAACUUUCUGUUCAUUGAACCUGGACGGGAUUCGGGGUUCGCUGUGAUAUUCUGCGGGGAUUGGUUGAUAUAUAUUUUAAAAUAUUCCUGAAAUUCAAGGACCAUCGAUCGUGGGUAGCUGAAGUGAUAGCUGAUAUUGGGUAUUCUUGUUUUUCAAAAGGUUGAUUUAUGAAGCGGGGCGACCAUUUCUAGCUAUCAUUGUAUCCUCCACUAUCAAUGGCUUUCGUGAAAAGCGUUUCGAGGCAUUCAGGACUUAUAUAAGGAAGAACUCCACCUUCGUUUCAUGCUCAAGAAGGGUCGGCACUUUCUAAGCCUCGAAUCAUCCAACCCUCCUUUCCCAAGCCUCGUUUGAUUCUGCUGGGGUUCAGUAGUCCUUGUCUGCAAUGGGGCCCCAUUCAACUGAUGAGGUGCCAGAAGCGAAAGAGGACAUUCGUAGCCUGUCAUCCUCACACAGACAUACGACGAACUUGCCGUACAUGCACAAGGUGGGAGUUCCCCCUAAGCAAAAUCUCUUCAAGGAAUUCAAAACCACAGUGAAGGAGACGUUCUUUGCAGAUGAUCCUCUUCGCUCUUUCAAGGAUCAAUCUAAAUCUCGGAAGUUCAUCCUAGGCAUCCAGGCUAUUUUCCCCAUUCUUGAAUGGGGGAGAAGCUACAAUCUAACUAAGUUUAGAGGGGAUCUCAUUGCUGGACUCACCAUUGCAAGUCUCUGCAUUCCUCAGGAUAUCGGGUAUGCAAAACUUGCAUCUUUGGAACCUCAGUAUGGGCUAUACUCCAGCUUCGUUCCUCCACUGAUUUAUGCCUUCAUGGGCAGUUCAAGAGACAUAGCCAUAGGGCCAGUUGCUGUGGUGUCUCUCUUACUAGGAAGUCUGCUUCGGGCAGAGAUUGAUCCCACAGAAAAUCCAGCAGAGUAUCUGCGGCUUGCAUUCACAGCUACAUUUUUUGCUGGGAUCACACAAGCCACACUUGGAUUUUUUAGAUUAGGUUUCUUGAUCGAUUUCUUAUCCCAUGCUGCCAUUGUUGGUUUUAUGGGUGGAGCUGCGAUUACAAUAGCCCUCCAACAGCUUAAAGGUUUUCUUGGCAUCAAGAAUUUCACAAAGGAAACUGAUAUUAUUUCUGUAAUGCAUUCAGUAUGGGGCUCAGUUCAUCACGGGUGGAACUGGCAGACUAUAGUCAUUGGGGCUACCUUUUUGGGUUUUCUUCUAUUUGCUAAGUACAUUGGAAAGAAAAACAAGAAAUUUUUCUGGGUACCUGCAAUUGCUCCAUUGAUAUCAGUUAUUCUGUCUACCUUCUUCGUGUACAUUACCCGUGCAGAUAAGAAAGGUGUUCAAAUUGUGAAACACAUAGAUAAAGGAAUCAAUCCUUCAUCUGCAAGUCAAAUAUAUUUCAGUGGUGUUUAUCUCCUAAAAGGAUUUAAAAUUGGUGUUGUGGCUGGUUUGAUAGCAUUGACGGAAGCCGUGGCAAUUGGCAGAACAUUUGCUUCCAUGAAGGACUAUCAACUGGAUGGAAACAAAGAAAUGGUGGCCCUAGGAGCAAUGAAUAUUGUUGGUUCAAUGACUUCUUGCUAUGUGGCAACAGGUUCCUUCUCUCGUUCAGCAGUAAACUACAUGGCCGGAUGCAGGACUGCAGUCUCUAACAUUGUGAUGUCCUGUGUUGUAUUCCUAACCCUGGAAUUCAUCACACCUCUUUUCAAAUACACCCCAAAUGCCAUUCUUGCUUCCAUCAUUAUAUCUGCUGUGAUUGGCCUAAUUGACUACGAUGCAGCAAUUCUGAUAUGGAAGAUUGAUAAAUUUGAUUUUGUUGCUUGCAUGGGAGCCUUCUUUGGUGUGGUUUUUAAAUCUGUUGAGAUUGGUCUCUUAAUUGCGGUUGCCAUAUCCUUUGCCAAGAUCCUCCUACAAGUUACAAGGCCAAGGACUGCAAUUCUUGGGAAGCUCCCUAGGACAACUGUUUACAGGAACAUCCAACAAUAUCCAGAGGCAACUAAAAUUCCAGGCUUGUUAAUUGUGAGGAUUGAUUCUGCAAUCUACUUCUCCAAUUCUAACUACGUCAAGGAAAGGAUACUGAGAUGGUUGACUGAUGAGGAAGAACACUUGAAAGAAGCCAACCUACCAAGAGUCCAAUUUUUGAUUGUUGAGAUGUCCCCUGUAACUGACAUAGACACCAGUGGCAUCCAUGCAUUGGAAGAGUUACACAGGAGUCUCCUGAAGAGAGAUGUCAAACUGGUUCUGGCAAAUCCUGGGCAAGUGGUUGUCGACAAGCUUCAUGCAUCCAAGUUCGCAGAUGAUAUCGGCGAGGACAAGAUCUUUCUCACGGUUGGAGAUGCUGUCGUAACCUGCUCUCCCAAGUUGGCAGAGGAAGUUUAAGCCCUAAGGUGUUCCAAAAGCAGAAACAAAAGAAAAGAAAAGAAAAAUAAGGCAAUGUGGGUGAGAGAGAGAAAUGAGAUUGGCAUCUGUAAAUAGUGUUGAAGUGAAGAAAGAGGGAGCUCAGGGUCUGAUCCAUGGUGGGUGGAGUCACCAUACAGGUGGUUGAGUGCGUGGAUGGUCCCCCUCUUUUUUCCUCUUCUUUCUUUGCAUCAUUUUCCCUUUCAGCAUAAAAAAUGAAAAAGAAAGAAACCGUUAUUUCUCAAAUUUGGAUCAAAUUUCAGUUGCAUCCCCCACACCCAAAAGCAUCAAAUGUUGCAGAGGUCAUCAAGCCCCAAAAGCUGUCAUCCAAAAAUGUCUACAUUGUAGUAGGACCCAUGAUCAAUAAUUGCAAAUUUUGAUCCUCA
Messenger RNA from Vitis riparia (riverbank grape), 2998 nucleotides. Its product is annotated as sulfate transporter 1.3. Gene Ontology annotation, cellular component: membrane. Gene Ontology annotation, molecular function: secondary active sulfate transmembrane transporter activity. Lineage: Eukaryota; Viridiplantae; Streptophyta; Magnoliopsida; Vitales; Vitaceae. The coding region runs from base 618 to 2594 and encodes 658 amino acids. Gene Ontology annotation, biological process: transmembrane transport. The transcript is spliced from 16 exons. The record is from RefSeq and is a predicted model, not a curated record.